Molecule: messenger RNA, 1104 nt
Organism: Arachis ipaensis
Lineage: Eukaryota; Viridiplantae; Streptophyta; Magnoliopsida; Fabales; Fabaceae
Source: RefSeq, a predicted model, not a curated record
AUGCGCCUCCACCGCAGCGACAAAUACUCCUCCCCCGCCGGAACCAUGAGGUACCGGGGUGUGAGGCGGAGGCCAUGGGGACGUUAUGCCGCUGAGAUAAGGGACCCUCAAUCUAAGGAGCGGCGUUGGCUGGGGACAUAUGACACGGCGGAGGAAGCCGCUUGCGCCUACGACUCCGCUGCCAGAGUCUUGCGUGGCCCCAAGGCGAGAACUAACUUUUUGUACACUACUUCCCCUCCUCAACCUUCUUCCAUCUUCCUCACCAACAAAAACAAUCAUAAAGACAUCCUUAACCGCAGUAGCCAUCUCUUCUUCAACAGCCGUAACUGCCACUUGGGUGGUUCUUGGCCUGACCCCUUCUCCUCCUACUCCGUCCCUUCUUCAUUUUCUACCUUCCAGCAACAGCGAAACCAGCAGCUUAACUCCACAAACAUGGUCCUCCCCCGUGACUUCAUAGCCCCUUACACCAAACCCAAGGGCAGUUUAGUCAACUCAUCACAUGCUGGCAAUGCUAAUAACCCUUCUCUUUCAUCUUCCUUAUCGUACCCCAAGGGCAGUUUAGUCAACUCAUCUUCCAUUAGCCACCAUUUAUCCUACCCCAAGGGCAGUUUAGUCAACUCAUCAAAUGGUAGCAAUGCUCCUAACUACAGCGCAGCCUUUUCUUCCUCUUGCCUGACGAACACAAACAGUCUCGGUUGUGGCAGUGAUAAUAAUUAUAAAGCUGAUGGCAGUGAAUACUCGCAAGAGUUCUUUCAUCACUCAGACUCAUCAUCGGGGUUGUUGGAAGAGAUAGUUAGAGGUUUCUUGAAAAGUCCAAAGCCCACUAAAAGUGAGUGUUUGUUGUUAUUAGGUGCUCCUACACCUACUUCUCCAUCCCAAGUACGUUCUUCCCACCUUAAGGCUGACUCAUUUCCUCCUCUUUCCCCUGUUUCCACAGGCGACACCAUGAAGAAAGACCAGGAUACGGCGGUUCCCUCUAGCAUGCCUUUUACUCAGGAGAACAACAACGUUAACAACAACAAUAAUAAUCAUCAUCAUCAUCAUCUUGAAGAGUGGCCUAACAUGGAAGACAUUUUUCAUCAGUACCCGGACUUUCUUAAUUAG